AUGAAUAAUUUAUUAUCAUCAAUUAGCAAAAAAACUGUAAAUAUUUUUAAAUCUAAUAAAUCAAUAUUAAAAGAUUUUAAAUAUUCAAAUUUUGUUAGUUCAUCAAAUAACCAACCAAUUUCAACUGUUUCGAGAAAAACCAUUCCAAUUAACAAAAACAACAAUCUAAAAAAUGAUUUAAUAAAUUCAACAUUACAAUCUAAAACAACCAUUGGUGAAAAAAUUAUUGAAAUUAAAAGAAAUAUUUCAACAUCAAAUAAAUUAUUUUAUAGUACUUUAAAAGAUUCAACAUCUUCAAAUAUAGCUGGUACAGUUUCUGGUAGUAAUAAUGAUAUUGCCUUAGAACUAAGUAAAGAUAUCAAGGGUAUUCCAUUUAAUGAGUUGGUUAUUGGUGUACCAACUGAAAUUUAUCAAAGUGAAAAAAGAGUUUCGAUGACUCCAGAGAAUGUUGCAUUACUCGUCAAAAAAGGAUAUAAAGUAUUGGUUGAAGAGGGCGCUGGUAAGGGUUCUAAAUUCCAAGACCAACAAUAUAUUGCAGCUGGCGCAAAGAUCACUACCGCUACUGAACUUUACAAGAAAUCCGAUAUUCUAUUAAAAGUUAGAGGUCUUCAACAAAACAUCAAUUUGGGUAAACACGAGGUCGAUAUGAUGAAAGAAGGUGCCACCGUUAUUAGUUUCCUAGCUCCAGCACAAAAUCAAGAAACUAUAAAGUUACUUUCCCAAAAGAAAGCUACAGCUAUUGCUGUAGAUUGUAUUCCACGUAUCAGUAGAGCCCAAGUCUUUGAUGCUCUUUCUUCAAUGGCAAACAUUGCUGGUUACAAAGCUGUAAUCGAAGCCUCAAAUUAUUUUGGUCGUUUUUUCACUGGUCAAAUAACUGCUGCUGGUAGAAUUCCACCUGCUAAAGUUUUAGUUAUUGGUGCAGGUGUUGCUGGUCUUUCCGCUGUUGGUACUGCUAAAAAUAUGGGUGCUAUUGUUAGAGCUUUCGAUACUAGAGCCGCUGCUAAAGAUCAAGUUAAAAGUAUGGGUGGUGAAUUCUUAGAGGUUCACGUUAAAGAAUCUGGUGAGGGUUCUGGAGGUUAUGCCAAAACAAUGUCAAAAGAAUUUAUUGACGCUGAAAUGGCAUUAUUCGAAAAACAAUGCAGAGAAGUAGAUAUUGUUAUUACAACUGCACUUAUUCCAGGUCAACCAGCACCAAAAUUAAUCACCAAACAAAUGGUUGAAGUUAUGAAACCAGGUUCAGUUGUUGUUGAUUUAGCUGCAGAGACUGGUGGUAAUUGCGAAUUAACACGUCCAGGUGAAGUUUAUAAUCAUAAUGGUGUUAAUAUAAUUGGUUUUACAGAUUUACCAUCAAGAAUGGCUACCCAAUCAAGUACACUUUAUUCAAAUAACAUUACCAAAUUCCUUUUAGCCUUAGGUGAUGAUAAAGAAUUUAAAUUAGAUUUCAAUGAUGAAGUUCAUAGAGGCUCAACUGUAUUAUAUAAAGGAACUUUAAUAUGGCCAGCUCCAAAAAAAGCAGUUGUUCCACCACCAACACCAGCUGUACCAAGCCCUUCAGCAACUCCAUCUACUAAAGAAGGUGCAACUGCACUAUUAAAAAAAGAGGAUAGUCUUUUUGCAUCAACUUUAAAAACUGCAGGUAUUGCUACUGCAGCAAUGAUGACCGCUGCCGCAAUGUCUCUGGGUAUGCCUGCUGAUAUUAUGGUUAAUUUAACCACAUUCUCUUUAGCCACUAUUAUCGGUUACAAGGUAGUUUGGGGUGUAACACCAGCUCUUCAUUCACCAUUAAUGUCAAUUACUAAUGCAAUCUCUGGUAUUGUUGCCGUUGCAGGUCUUCACUUGAUGGGUGGCGAUACUUUGCCAUCAACAGGUGGUCAAUUUUUAGCAGCAGCUGCAGUAUUUAUGGCAAGUAUUAAUAUUGCUGGUGGUUUUACAAUCACUAAAAGAAUGUUGGAUAUGUUUAAAUUACCAACUGAUAAACCAACAUACGAAUAUUUAUAUGGUCUCCCAUCUUUGGGUUUCUUGGCUGCCUAUCUCGUUUCCUAUAGUGCCUCUGCCCCAGCACUUCAACAAUUAGCCUAUAUAGCAUCAUCAGUUCUUUGUAUUCUCUCGAUUGGAGGUCUUUCAAAUCCAAAAUCCUCGAGAUUGGGUAAUAUUCUUGGUAUUAGUGGUAUUGGUAUUGGUUUAACAGCAACCAUUGCAAGCUUGGGUGCUUCAACUGCACUUUUAACUCAAAUUGCUGGUGUAGGUUUAUUGGGUGGUGGUAUUGGUUUUUUAAUUUCAAAGAAAAUUAAUUUCACUGAACUCCCACAAUUAACAGCACUUUUCCACAGUUUUGUAGGUUUAGCCGCAGUUUUAGCAUCAGCCUCUUCUUUAUUAGCAGAUUACAAUACAUUUGGUCUUUUAGAUACCGUUCAUAAGAGUUCGGUUUAUUUAGGUGCACUUAUUGGUGGUAUUACAUUCACAGGUUCAUUAGUAGCAUAUGCCAAAUUACAAGGUAGCAUUGGUAAAUACAAAGUACCAUCAAAACCAUUACUUUUACCAAAUCGUAACUUAAUCAAUGGUGGUUUAGCUCUAGCAAAUGCAGCAACUUUUGCAACCUUUUUAACCACAUCAAGUCCAGCUUUAGGUUUAGCAUGCAUUGCAGGUACAACUAUUCUCUCAUUCAUUCAAGGUCAUCUUUUAACUGCUGCUAUUGGUGGUGCUGAUAUGCCUGUAGUCGUUACAGUUUUAAACAGUUAUUCAGGUUGGGCUUUAGUUGCCGAAGGUUUUAUGUUAAAUUCACCACUCUUAACUAUUGUUGGUGCCAUCGUUGGCAGUAGUGGUGGUAUUUUAUCAUACAUUAUGUGCAAAGCUAUGAAUAGAAGCUUACCAUCUGUCGUUUUUGGUGGUGUUGGAACAAGUUCAAUGGGUAAAGGUGAAGCAUUAAAAAUCACUGGUACCCAUACCGAAAUAAACUCUGAACAAGCCACCGAAAUGGUAUUAAACGCUAAAAAUAUUCUCAUUGUUCCAGGUUAUGGUAUGGUCGUUAGCAAAUCUCAAUAUCCAGUCGCCGAACUCACUGAUACUCUCAUUAAAAAUGGUUAUAAUGUUCGUUUUGCUAUUCAUCCAGUAGCUGGUCGUCUUCCAGGCCAUUUAAAUAUUUGUCUCAGUGAAGCUAAAGUACCAUACGAUAUCGUAUUCGAAAUGGACGAAAUAAACCCAGAAAUUAAAGAUGUCGAUCUUGUUAUUGUCAUUGGUGCAAACGAUACUGUCAAUAGUGCUGCAGUCGAAGAUCCAAAUUCAAUUAUUGCUGGUAUGCCAGUUAUUGAAGUUUGGAAAGCAAAACAUUGUAUAGUUCUCAAACGUUCAUUACAACCAGGUUAUGCUGAUAUUGCCAAUCCAAUUUUCUAUAAACCAACAACUUCAAUGUUAUUUGGUGAUGCAAAAGUAACUUGUGACGAUUUAAAGAAUAAAAUUAACAAACAUUUUAAUGAAAAACAUUAA
Dictyostelium purpureum is the source of this 3483-nucleotide messenger RNA. RefSeq names its product NAD(P)+ transhydrogenase (AB-specific). Gene Ontology annotation, molecular function: NAD binding; NADP binding. The record is from RefSeq and is a predicted model, not a curated record. The coding region runs from base 1 to 3483 and encodes 1160 amino acids. Gene Ontology annotation, cellular component: mitochondrial inner membrane. Gene Ontology annotation, biological process: NADPH regeneration; proton transmembrane transport. Lineage: Eukaryota; Evosea; Eumycetozoa; Dictyosteliales; Dictyosteliaceae. The transcript is spliced from 3 exons.